Messenger RNA from Meloidogyne enterolobii, 4557 nucleotides. The record is from the annotation of a GenBank genome assembly. NCBI's taxonomy places the organism in Eukaryota, Metazoa, Nematoda, Chromadorea, Rhabditida, Meloidogynidae.
AUGUUUGGAAUGCCAGAAGAUGCUGUACAAGAUGAGGGAAGUGAUGGAUUGGGUUCUAAAUCAUAUUCAAAGGGAGGUGGAAUAAAAAAAUCCAAAUUAAUUUUGGCCCAAGUAUUUAAACGGCAACGUCAAGAAGAGGAAGAACAAAUAGAAACACAAAUAGCCCAAAUUGCCGAUAAAGACCCUUUUAAUUUAUCAAAUGAUGAUUAUUAUAUGCCAAAAAAUACAGCAGAAAAAACUUCACGUUCAUUAGCAACAAAUAGUGGAAUUCAACAUUCUUUGCCAGCACAACAAAUUCAUCCAAUUUUUUUCCCAUUUUUAACAAGCAAUACACAAUUGAGGAAUUUUCAUAGACCUAAAUUGCCUGGAAGAUUUUUACAAAGUUUGGUUAGUAGUAGAAGUGGAGGAGGUGCUCCAAUACUUUCUUUGACAAGACAUAUUAGAAUGACUAACCAGAGAAGAGAGCGUCAUUUAUCUGGUGAAGGCGGAGGUUUCGAUAUAUUUUUAAUGCGUGAAGUACACGAUUUGAGUGGUAGAGAUGGAACUUUACUUUUAAUGGAAUAUUCAGAACAAUUUCCACCGUUGCUUAGUCAACCUGGAAUGGCUUCGAAAAUUCGAAAUUAUUAUAAAAGGAAGCCAACAAAAGAACAAGAAACAACAGAAUAUGAAUUUGGAGAAACAUCAUUUUCCCAUACAUUCCCAUUUUUGGGUAAAUUAACAACAACAACAACAACAACAGAUCCCUCAUUACAAGUUUUGGAAAACAACAUGUAUCGUUCAGCAAUAUUUAAACACAAAAUACCUUUAACUGACUUUUUACUUGUCCGAACACGUUUUGGAUUCUUUUUGAGACAUUUUCCAAAUUUAUUUGUUGUUGGACAAGAAAUGCCUUUAAUUGAAGUUCCAAGUCCAAAUUCAAAAAGAGCAAAAGAUUUUGGAAAAGAUUUUAUGAUGUCUUGUAUUUAUCGGUUAUUUUGGGAGAAUGACAAAAAACCUAGACGUGUUAGAAUGGAUGAAUUGAGAAGAAUAUUUCCAAAUCAAGAUGCUAUUAUAAGAAAAAAUUUGAAGCCAAUUGCUGAAUUUAAAAGAGUUGGUGUUGGAUUGGAAUUUUGGGUAUUUUUUUGUUUUUUUUUUAAUUUAAGUGGGUGGGAUUGGGUGACCAUCUUGGUUGGGCUUUCUUUUUGCAGAAUUCCUCAUUUUUUGACUUUUCCGCUAACCUUGGUCCCUCUUCCGAUUUUAAAAUACGACAGGAUAUAUUUCUGGGUACUUUGUUCGUAUCCUGCCCCCCACUCCUAUUUGAGUCUCAUGUCAGACCUAUUUCUGAUACUCUUUGCUUUUUGCCAAUUAUUUUUAUGGGAUAAAUACGAAGGAUGGGACAUCAGGGAAAAAGUAUUGAAAGAUGACUUUCGCCUUCCUAGCCGUGAAGAAGUCGCAAGUAUGAUAACACCAGAAAUGUAUUGUGCCCAAGCUUCAAUGAUGGCGGCUGAGCAAAGAUUGAGGGAUGCUGGGUAUGGAGAGAAAUAUUUACAUGUUGCUGAGAAUGCUGAUGAUUCUGAUGAUCAACAAAAUAUUGGGGAAGAAGAGAUCAAAUGUGCCCCGUGGAAUACAACAAGAGCUUAUAUAGCCGUUAUGAAGGGAAAAAGUUUUUUGGACCAAACAGGAAUUGCAGACCCUACAGGUUGCGGAUUAGGCUUUUCUUUCCUGCGAGUUAGUGCAAAACCUCAAAAAGUAGCAAAAGAAGAAGUAGACAAAGAAGCGCCAAAAAAGCUUGUAACUGGAACAAAUGCGGAUUUAAGAAAGCUCCCAUUAAAAGAAGCUAGGCAAAUGUGUAGAGAAUUUGGACUUUUGGAAGAGGAAAUUAGUCAACUUGAGAGAUGGGAUGUAAUUGAUGUAAUCCGUACUUUGUCGACACAAGCAGCUCAAGGACAGAAAGAUUCACAAGUGUCCAGAUUUGCUAGAGGAAAUGCUCGUUUAACCUUUGCUGAUAUGCAAAAUAAACAUAAAGAACAUUGUCAACGCAUUUUUGAGAAGCAGAACAAAUGGUUGGCAAAUACUGAACCAGAUAUUUGUGAUUUGGAUUGGGAAUCGAGUGGAGAUGAACUUUAUGGAACACAACUUGGUAAACGUUUUGUUGGUGCAUAUUCAACAACUCAAACAUUAAAUGAUGCUGAACAACGAAAAUUAGAAUUUGAACUUGAAGAACGUGAACGGUUAAAUUUACAAAAAAUGAUUCGAGGUGAAGUAACAAAAAGUGGGGCUUCUGUCUCUGAUGCAGCAAAAGAAGCUGUAGCUGAUAAACAACAAAAUAAACAAGAAAAAAAUUCUGAGGAUUUACAGGAUGUUUUUACUGUUCCAAAUCCUCAAAGUCCGGGAGGAGGGACAACAUCACUUUUAUCAUCUGGUGCUCAAAGAAAAUUAAAAAUUUAUAGAACGAUUAAGAAUACGGAUGGAACUGAAUCGACACGUGUUGAAACUGUAAUCCAUCCACAAUUAAUAGAAGCUUAUGUUCGGAUUCGGUCAACAAGGGAUGAAAGUUUUAUUAAAGUAUAUGCUCAAAUGGAUGAAAAAUAUAAGGAGGAAAAAAGAAAAGAGAGAAGACGUCAACAAGAAAAUGCUAGAAAAUCAAAAAAGGGAGAUUUACAGCAACAAAUACAACAACAAAUCCAAAAAUCUUUAAUUUCUGAAAAAGAGAAGGACAUAACAGAAAGAAUGAAAAUGAUGACAGCAGAAAUUGGAGGAGGCCCUUCUUUAAUAUUAGAACAACAAUUAAUUUCUACAUCACCAAAUAAACUGAAAAAAAUUGUUGAGAAAAAAGAAAAACCUCCACCGCCACCAAAACCUCCAAAAGAAUUAAAAAUUACUUGUAGUGCUUGUGGAGGUAUUGGACAUAUGAAAACUAAUAGAAAUUGUCCUUUAUAUGGAAAAGAGGAAGAAUUGGCUUCAAAAACUGUUGGGGAAAUUUGUCAGCCUCCAGUUUCUCGUAUAAGCGAUAUUCUAGACGAAGAGGGUUGUAGUCUUCCAUCAGGGGAAUUAAUUGAAGUUGAUGGAACGCGAUUAAAAAUAUCCAAAAAAUUGUAUAAACAUGCAGAAAAGGAAAGAAAAAAUGCUUUGAGACUUCACAUUCCUCGUAAAAUAUUGGAAAGUGGAGGAGGGGGAAUUGUUUCUAAAAAAUUUGGAAAGAAAGCUGCAAGACUCUCAUCUUCAUCAUCACUUACUAGAGCUAUCCCUCCAGGAAUUUCUAAACAAGAAUUAUUGGCUUCAAUUCCAUCAACUUCGAAUUUUAUACCUUUAAAUGAAGAUAUUCAACUAGUUUCUUCUUCGCGCAAACCUCAUCCACUUACAAUCAAUGUCCCUUCUAUUCCUCCAAAUUCGUCUGCAGUAACUUCAAUUGGCCCCCUUUCUGCAAUUUCCUCAGCUUCUUCAACUGGUGGAGGAGGAGGCCCCUUUUCAACAGGAAAAAGAAGAGGAACAUUAGAUGAUGCCGAUUAUUUGGUUGGGCCACAAAAAUCUGUUCAAAGAAGAAGGGCUGAUCCGCGUGUUUCUAUGGCUAGUUUGUUAAUGGAAAUAUUGAAUGAAUUGAAAUUGUUUGAAGGGUCUGAACAUUUUGCUAUUCCUGUAAAUAUUAAAAAGGUCCCAGAUUAUUUGUCAAUAAUUUCAAAACCUAUGGAUUUGCAACAAAUUCGAAAAAAUGUGGCUAAUAAUAAAUAUGAACUUAGACAACAAUUUUUGAGCGAUUUAACACAGAUUAUAAUCAAUUCAAGUACUUAUAAUGGCCCAACUCAUCCAAUUACUGAAGCAGCUAGAAAGAUGGUUCAAUACGCAACCAAAAAAUUAGAAGAAAACGAUUCACGUCUUAUAGAAUUAGAAAAACAAAUAAAUCCUUUACUUGAUGAUGAUGAUAUUGUUGGAUUUUCUUAUAUUUUACUUCAAAUAGUUCAAGAAUGUAAAAAUUUGCCAAAAUCUGUUGCUUUUCAUUCUCGUGUAGAUUCUAAAAAGUUUCCAUUUUAUAAUGAUAAAAUUCAACGACCAAUGGAUUUGGGAAAAAUUGAACAAAAUGCAAAAGAGCAUCGUUACACAACUAUUGAAGGUUUUAGAAAAGAUUUUGAACAGAUUGUAGAAAAUAGUCGCCUUUUUAAUGGUCCACAAUCUGUUUUUACUCUUAAAGCUGAAGAAAUAUUGGCUACAUGUAAUCAACUUUUGGAAAAAUCUGGAGAACCUUUGGCUGAAUUAGAAUUUAAUAUACAAAAAGUUUUGAAAUUUAGAGUCCUUCCAAUAUUAACUGAAGAAGAUAGUAAUUCAUCACAAAAUUGGCAAACAAUAAAUCGAACAAAAGAAGAUGUUCCUCAAUUAAAUAGAAUUGAGGAAGAAGAAAUUACUACGAGUAAAAAAGAAUUAUUAUCCCAACCAAAAUUUUAUGUUGGUGAUGAUGAAGAGGAGGGAGGAGAGAAGGAAGAAGUAGUAAAAGAAGAAAAUAAUAAAAAUGAAGAUGAAAUUGUAAAUUUGGAUUUGAGUGAUUCUGAUGAGGAAAUUUCAGAAAAGAAAAUUCGUUUGGGCUAA